AGAUAAAUGGCUGCAAAAUGUCAUUGCAGUGUAAUGCUGAGAAGGAAAUAUACACAAACAUUUUUGUCAGAACAUAGCCGUCGUCUACAAUAUUUAACUUGGAUGACCGGUAUUUGGUGCUUAAAAUAAGCAUUUGCAAUAUGGCCUGUGCUCUCCCUGAACAAAGUUUGUCCAAAAACAGUCCUAAAAACAGACAUCGGCCAUCGAAGGAGAAUUGGCGGACUGUAAAGCUGUUCAUCACCUCGUAUAAUGAUGACUUCUUUAGUGAGAGGGAGGUGUUACGUAAGCAGGUUCUACCAGAUCUCAAGGCUUGGUGUGAAACAAAGAAGGUCAGACUGCAGGAAUGCUCUGUGAAAUGGGGAGGUCGUCAUCCAGACAAACGUGACAUGACUGAUUUGGAGAAAAUACAGACUGCUAUAGAAAACUGCUAUUACAACAACGUUAUGCCACUAUUUAUUAACUUAACCAGUGAAUCCCUGGGCUGGAUACCCAUGUGGGGAGAAUAUGACGACGAAAUGGUGGAGGAUUUCCUGGAAGCAUACGGUCUGCUGGUCGAAGACUUGGAGGUCAUGUACGGCGCUUAUAGGGAGGACAAUCAUAACUCAUUAUUUGUGAUCCGUAGUGAUACUUUUCUGGAGUCAGUUCCAGAGGAGGAAAAAUGUAACUUUGCUUACCGUGCAAGAGCUUCUGACAGACUACAGGAGAUGGGCUACAAAAUAACAAAGAAGUUCCCACUAAAUCGCUUCUUACAGUAUUCCUGUAGAUAUAAAGGAUUGGACAGUAAGAAGAGGAAGCCGAAGGUUGAAGUGGAUGAUUGUUUCAGAAAGAGAAUACUUGACUUUUGUAAGGAACGGAUAUCCAUAGAUUACUGUGGGGAAUUCCCCACCUCCAACAAUCCUUACACCCUGAGUAAACAAUCUCAGAAUACUUUCCUGAAGCGAAAGAGUGCCAUGGUGAUUGGCAGAGAGGAUAUCCUAGACAAAAUUGAAGCAUACAUAACCCACGAAGAAAAAGAUGUUCCACUGUUGUUAUUAGGGGGACCAGGUAGUGGAAAGUCCUCCAUUCUCUGUAAAGCUGCGGAGCUUAUCUCCAGUAAAGCUCAGAAGCGACAGCUUGCAGGGUGUGCAGGUGGUCAGUGGCACGUGUUCUAUCACUUUGUUGGAGCCGUGCCAGGCUCAACCACACUGGAGCCCAUGUUAAAGCGUCUAUUGUCUGAGAUGGAAGUCACCAGUGAGUCCAGUAUGCCCAAGAACUUAGAGGCGGCAGCACAGAUGGUCUGCAGUCUACUAUCAAACCCCAACACUAAACCCCUCAUUAUCUUUGUUGAUGCCCUAAAUCAGGUUGCCGAAGAUCAAGCAGCAUUAGUGAUGAGUUGGUUGCCACGGAAACUGGUCCCUCAAGUGCGAUGUGUCUUCUCUCUCAUAAAUGACACACCACAACAUUUAACACUGAUGAGCCGAGAAACCAAGCCUCUUGAGUUACAGAUUACCCCUCUUGAUAUGCAGUCUAGAAAGGGUAUAAUUGAGGAGAUGCUGGGCCGUUACCGCAGAUCACUCUCAGAGAGUCAAGUGGAGAAACUGCUGGCUAAGGAGUCUUCCGAGAACCCACUGUGGUUGUCCGUGGCCUGUGAGGAGAUUCGUUUAAUUGAUGACUCUAGUGUGAUAGAUUCCACCAUAGAUAACCUCGCUGAUGGACUACUUAAUUUAUUAGAGCAACUGUUGACUCGGUUUGAAGGAGAGAGGGGAGGUCACUUAAUUGUGGCAACGCUAUGUUUACUGGAAUCGUCUAAUGCGGGUCUGCUAGAGUCAGAGUUGAGACACAUAUUGGGCAAUGAGGCCACCCUCAUGCCUCCCUCACCUUUUGAUGAGAAAGAGGAGAAAGAGACAUCUGAGAAGGAGAGCGUCAAGCAGAGCGGACUGCUGACAGAGUGCAAGUGGAACCGAGUGUUCUCCACACUGAAACCCUUCUUGAGGCCGUUUGGGGAGAGCACGGAGGGUCGGCUUGACUUCUAUCACAGAGCCCUGAGCAAGGCUGUCAGGAAAAAGUACUUCCAGAAGCCCGAGGAUGCUGGUGAUGCGGAUGUGGAUGGUUGUGCUGAUGCCUUCUACUGGUGGCACAAAAAACUGGCAGAUUUCUUUGAGGGUGUGGAUAAUGUUGACAGGCUGGUGGAGGAGUACCCUUACCACCUAGUGUGUCUAGAGGACAAGUAUCGACUGGCCAAAUGUUUAUGUGACUGGAGUGUCUUUGACAAACUUUACCAUGAGGAGUUCAGUUCACAGCUUCUUGUCUACUGGAGAAAGGUUGGGUCGUCCUCCGAAAUGGUGGAUCAUUACAAAGUGGCUUUGUCGGCCCUGGAGGAGGAUGUUGCCAUCAAUGAGGAGCUGCUAUCCAUCAGAUACGAGAAAGUUUGCCGAGUUGUAAUACAAGCAGGCAAAUACCUUGAGGCCCUAGAAUUGCUGAAGACGGCCAUGAAGAUUGAGGAGCGGGAACUGGGGGCACGCCCAUACAGGAUGGUGGAGCUCUACGCCCUUAUGGCAGAGAUUUAUGAUGAGAAACUGAAGCUGAGCGACUUUGUGUCACCAAGUCAGCUGCCAGACUUGAGGAAAACCAUCACCUACGGCAGGAAGUCCAUAAGUUUGAGGAAGCAGUUCUCUGGAAACUACCACAGGUUUAAGCUGGCCAUGUCGCUGAUGAGGCUGGCCUUCAGCCUGGAGAGCUGGGAAGCCUGUGGAGGAGCACCAGAGAUGACAGGGGAGGAGGCACUAGCAGAGGGUAACAAGUACAUUGACAUGGCCCUCAAGAUAUUCCAGGAGCAGCUGAAUGACAUGGGUCAUUAUGCAGAGGCUCUGAUGACAAAGGGUGUCCUUGCACCUAGGGGCAGCAUGGAGCAGCUAAAGUACUACAACCAGGCUAUGGACCUAUGUAUGCAGAUCUACGGUGAGUACCACAUCCUGACUUCCCGACUCUACAUCAACAUUGGCAUUGUGUACGAGGACAAUGGGGACUACAAAAAAGCUUAUGAGUACUUCAAGAAGUGGGCUCGUGUGAGUGAGGAGAUACUAGGGCCUGAGCACCCUAAGACCCUGCGGGCUAAGGGCGUCCUGAAGGAGCUAAGAUACCGGCAGAUCGCGCAGCAGCUAGGGGAGUGGGAUUAUGAGGAGCACGGGCAUCAGAGUAGUGCAAACGAUGAUGACGACGAAGAUGUGGACAAUGGAGAGAUAAUUGAUUAUUAUGACGAUAUUGUUCAGGCCUGGAACGACAUUCACCUCCAUGGGGAUAAUAAUCUACAGGCUGAGCUGAACAACCAAGAUAACAACGAGAACUUCCCCAAUCCUCCAGUAAGAGAGGUCGCCAUGAAUGCCAGCAACGAGAACAAUGUGGAGAUCGCAUUAAAUGGCAGCAAUGCCAACAAUGUGGUGGACAGUAAUGUGGCAAACAAUGAUCAGGAUGAUAGCAGCAGUGACGACAGUGACAUAAAUGACCACGGAGCGUUGAUGAACGGCUACUACGAUGAGGACCGUGAUAAUGUUGACGAAGGCAAUAAUGAUGAUAAUGAAUUUGAGGACAAUGAUUUGUCUUAUGAUGAUAACUUUGAAGAUUAUGAUGAACAAUACAUACUUCACCUGGACAAUGAGCCUGUCAUUGACGAGUUUAAUGUGCAGGGUUUGGACUAUGGUGAUGAAGACUGUGAGAUUGUAGAAAUGGCUGAACGCGACGUCAUUUACAAUUACCAUGACAACCGGUAUGCCAGUGACCGGUCAGACACAAACUAACACUCUGUUUCUGUGCUAAGACUGGUUUGUGUAUACAUAUGUAUGUCUAAAACAUGUCGACAUUUAAUUAUUGUUAGGUGUAGAUAGUUAGGAGAUACCUCGUUAAGCUUGCAUUAUUGACACAUUUCUUGGAUAAGUGAAGAAUUUGUACAUAUUUCCCAAGACAAGGAGUUUCAGUUUUCAAGUUUUUGCCGUAAUAGUGUAAGUAUGAUAUUAAUCAAAGCCAUGUACAAACUGCCAGACAAACACUUAUACAUCUGGAGGCAUCUGCAAACUAGCAUUUGAUUAUCAUACUAGUAUUAUAUGAGACUUUAUACAGAAUACAGGAAUAGAGAAGAAAAACGGUAACAGUUUUUCUCGUCUUUCCCCUGGUCUCAUGAUGCAGACCUGCUUUACAAGUGAAGAAGGGAGGCAGAAGGAAGGGACGGGGGUUUAAGGGCCCUAGGUUUGCUGUUGCAGCAGUCGUCAAUACUGCAUAGUAAACUAACUUGUGCACAAUAUUUUGCUGUCGCUAAGAGAUUGUUUCUGGGUUUGUGUUUUUUCGGGACCCUGUGGUGAAUGCUGAUUGAUUUUCAUGUACACAAAUUUCUGGCCCACUUUCACUUUUUUCUAUUUCACUUCUUACAUCAUUUCCAGAAAACAAAUUGACAAAAGAGAUGUUCAAAGUUGUGCCACAGUGUAUGCUGUGUGAAUAUAAAUUUAAGUGUUUCUUUAGUAUUUGGUAGUCUUCAAAGCAAUCUCAAAGAAACCAGCCCCACCCAUCUUCUCAGAGAAAUUAAGGUUGUUUGCUGGUGACAUUUUGGUGGCAAACUUUAACACAUGUACACUGCAUGUCACUGCAGGCUGUUUUAUGGCAAUAUCACACUGGGUUACUUUAGUUGUAAUGUUAUCUAGAUGAGCAUCGGCAUGACAUUACAGCUACAUUAUCGCAACAACUACGUUGUAACAUUUUGUAGCUUUUAGAGGCCUGUGCCCUGUAUUCAUGUCAAAAAGCCAACAGGAAAUAACUCAAAUUGUGGAUAGUACAUUGUUCUGCAGUAAAGAAUCAGUUUACAAAUUUUAAAUUGUUUUAGAGGAAAACAUUUUAAUUGUCGCAGUGUUUGAGUUUUUGACUUAUGUACUAAGAUAUUUGAUAAGUAUGGGCCGCUGUUCCACAAGUAGUGGUAAGCUACAUUAAAUCCAGCUAUGUGGACAGAUGCCACUAUUCGCAGUUAACCUACACGCAAUGCAACUGAAUCUGGUUAGUGACCGCCAAAUGCUAACGAUUGCUCAAAACUGUUGAAGUCAAAUGCUUUAAUAGGAUUGCAAGUGAACACAUAUGCCAAGCUUUUGUCUCCUGUGUUGCCCGGAUUGUUACAACCAACUGUAAACACAUUUGAUUGUUUGCUGGAAUAGGAUCCUGGAAAUUUGUUGAUGUUCCCUGGUUAUAUAAAAUUUUGUAGUAAGUUCAUGGUAGGAUAUUAACAAAGUUAAAUACAUUUGAAUUAUGUAUGUAUUAUUUCACUUGAUGAUUUUGACAGUUAUAUGUUUUUUGACCCACCAGGUGUGGAAGAUGUUGUUAUAUUUUGUACUGAUUGAGUACACCCAGACUUGUGAUGAAUGUUUCACCAAUGGUACAUGUAUCAAAAGAGCCAAAAGCCAGUUGAAUUUCACCAGCAAUCUGGCUUGAUCCCAUCCGUACAUCCCUGAAAUUGCUUCCAUUAGAGAGUCAAUGUUUGUCAGCACCUUACAUCCCUUCGUCUUAGGAGAUGUUUUGUUUUUGUACCCUUUAGCCUAAUCGGUGUAUAAAGCCCACCAUUAUUUUCAUGUUUGCUAAUUUCUUUAUCUCUGAUCCUGUCUGGAUAUUCUGAGGCUAGUUCCCCAAUUACCGUAUUAUUGUUUUUCCAGCAAAAACUAAUGAUGUUAUCUAAUUUUUUUCGAUCUCAAAUUUUUACUCACUAGUUUUUUCUCACAUCGUCGAUUAUUAAGCUUGUCAUCCAGACUUGGCUAAAGCUGAAGUUACCAUUGGCUAAAAUUGAGCAUGAUGUCUACCAUGAGUAGUAUAACCCACACAUCUUAAUUAAAGAGCUACUAAUCUGGGCAAAAUGGGCCUGAAUGUUUAUACAGGGUGCCUUCUGGAAUAGACAGGGUUCAGUUUUUCAGAGAGAAACAGUGGUUUAAGAAAGGUGGAUCCAAAAGUUAAUUAUUGAUUGUUUUCCCAUAACUUGGCUGAUGUGACUUUGAAUGAGGCAGACACAGCUUUCUUGUUAUUCAGUUGUCAUGACGCCAAAAUCAUAUCAUAGCAUUGGGUAGAGUGGCUAUGUAAAUCAGCUAAGACGUACGGCUUGUUCCUGCGUUAAGUGAAGUCAUCAGACAUCAUUGGAAACGCACACAGUACAGUUUGGAUAUACAAACAAUACUCCAAGAUUUCACUCAAGAAAUAUAUUGGUGCUCUUCAAAUUGGCUGAGGUCCUCAAUCCUAAUCAUUUAAAAUGUAAAGUCUUUGAAACUGAAGUAGCUCUUAAUUAUCACAAUGUGUCUGAUUAGUAUUGCUCUCCUGUAUGUAUUUUUUGCACGCAACAUAGCAAUAGGCAUUGGGUGCCUCUGUGGCUCAGUUGGUUAAUGCGCAAGGGCAGUGUAAUGACCCAGGAGCCUAUCACCAAUGCGGCCGCUGUGAGUUUGAGUUUAAGGGCUCUGCUCAGUUUCCUCCCACCAUAAUGCUGGCUGCCGUCAUAUAGGUGAAAUAUUUUUGAGUACAGCAUAAAACACCAAUCAGAUUAAUAAACAAAUGAAUAGCAAUGGGCAUUCAGUCAUUUCUGACAACCAAAGUUUUGGUGAGAAACACCAUUGGUGAAGAGCUUUCAAAGAAUAAGUUAUUUUCUGUUUUUAGGAGCUCGUUGGAUGACCAGAGGCCCUUUAUUGUAGCUGAUGACGAUUUUGUGACUCGUGUAUCUGUGUACAUAGCCACUAUUCAAAAACUAUGUAUUAAAUGAUGGGUAGUUAAUGCAUGUACAUAGCCAGUAUUUGUGUAUGCAUACAUUAUGUAUAUAUUACCAGUGUACGUGUAGAUCUUGUAAUCCAUCAUAGCUGUACAUGUAUAGCCUACACUGUACGUCCAUUUUCUUCUGGGAGAUAUUUAUUUAUUAUUGGCUGAACUACACACUUACGUAUUACACUUUAUGUAUGGGUCUAUUUGUAAUGGCAUCUAUGAAUAAGCCAACUUCAUACCUUGGGACAUGGGGAUUGAGGGAGGGGCUUGCAGAAGGUGACACGGCAUGAUUUUGCAGGCUUAAUGACUGGCUUUCCAACCAGCACGUGAUCAUGAAUCAGUGGACUUUCAGUAUUAAGUUUUCUUGAUCUAAUUUACAUAAACUUCCAUCAGUGCUUAUAAGUGCUUAGUCUAAUGUACUUUUUUUUUCCCUUUCAUUGAUAAUAAUGGUGAUGAUAUUGUUUCAUUAUGUCACUAGAUGCAGAUGGAAAAAAACUAGAUUUGCCAGCCUUUUGAUGGGGCCCUAGUUUGUAUAAUUGUGUAUUUUUUAAAAAACAUACAUGCAUAAUGCCCACGACUUCUGUCUAGAGCUUUAUUUUUUGUUUGUCUACACAAUUCAUGAUCUGGUGUUUUAGAGAGUCUUUUAUUGGCUUGAAAGAUAACUCUAACAUGUCCAGGACAUAUCUAAAUGUGCAGUUUUGACCUGUAUCAGAAUGAUGUGGCCGUUUAAAAUGACAUGACUGCUUUUCAACACAGUAGGGUAAUUUGCCCAUAUUUUAUCAUGGCAGUGUUCGUCUUAAGACAAAGCUACCAACAGAAUAUCACUAUUUUUGCAAUAUUUUGAUCCCUAAGUCCAUAUAAGAAGAUAAUUCAUACAGUUAAUAUAAUCCUAGUUGUAACUGCAAAUACAUGUAUACUAUAAGUUACGAAAUAAGGUUCAAGCAGCUAUGCUGGAAACCUUGUUGUUUCUCAUUAUUAUUCUGUAUUCCUAGAAUCCAUUAUGACUGCUGUAGCCGGGAAUCUGAAAUUAUGAUACAUGUAUAAUAGUAUCUAGGUAAAAUUGUACCAUUAGACCAAUAAAAUUGGCUACAUUGGAUCAAAAAUCCAGAAUUUGCCCAAAUAUGCCAUUUAAAGACUAAACUGAAGCUAACACAAAUUCGUUUGGGACAUGCAGUUUGAUGUCCAUGUUGGAUUACAACAUCAAACACAGAAAUCCUCUAAACAUCUCUCUGAGAACAGGGCACAUCCUAUUGAAACUUAUUGUUUAACAAUUGCUACACAAGGCACAAAGAUAUAUGAAAGCUAAAUUUUCUUAGUAUGCCAAAACCUCAACCUUCUUGUGUAUGAAAGAGCAACUUUCAGUGCAAUUUAUGCAUAUUUUUAAUUUGAUUUGGAGACAAAACUACAGUGGAUGGAUUAGCCAUUCUCUGAACUUCACAACAAGUAUUUUCCAGUCAACACAGAAUAAAGCCUUCAGAAUAUGCUUGAAUAAACACUGUGAAAAGGUUGAAGAAUUACAGUAAGUAUACUUACAGGCCAAUGAAAAUGCCUCAGAAUAGAAAAAAAAUUAAUGUAUUUGAACAGAACAGUAAUGUUCCAGACACAGCUUGAUAAUGCACAAAAUGUGAUUUAAUUAAGCCUGAACAUCAGUGAAAUAAUAGAUCCAUAUACUAGUAUCUACUGUUACUGGACAUGAAACAUUGGUUAACUGUACCAGUUAACAGUAAACACACCCUGUGAUAUGGCCUGUUUUUAACAAUAUGCCUUUGGAUUUGAAGUUUAUAUUAAAAGAAACUUAUUGAUCUAUUCAAGUAUGCUAAUGUAUAUCUAUGUACAUUGUAAAUGGAUGGCUGCAUGAUAUAACUCCUAUUAGUUCCAACUAGAGACUUCUAUAAGUAAACACAACUGUCAAAAUAUAGAUCUCUCUAUACCGUUAUGUAUAUAUGUAGGCCUACAGAUCAUAUAUGCUUUGUCAGUUUAGUACGGUGAGGGUGGGGCUGGGGGUGUAGGGGGAACUAUAAUUAUUAUUACAUGGAUGUCAUUUUGCUGCUUCUACUAAGAUAUAAUGACAUAUAUUGAUAACUUGUAUGUAAUUAUUGCACGCUGUAUGUGUAGAAAUGUAAGGCCCAUCUAGCUUUGGUGUGUUCUAUCUCAACACUGUACAUGAUGCGUGCGUGGUGCGUGCUGCCUACCUCUCAGCUUCAUGAACUCUUCUGUACACGAGGGUAAAAAACGUGAAUGAUCCAGAAAUCCAAGCGCUGUGUAAAAUGAAUAACUAUUUUAUGUCUCCCAAGCGAGCCUGGUGAAUAAGAUAGUCAGGAAGUCAGAUACCAGUAUGUUUAUUUGAGUGAAUGAAUAAAUAUUGAAUUCACCGUUCUUAAAUAUAUUAAUAUAUAUAGUAGUCAGAGAAAGUGGCAAUUGAAGGUCUUGAGAAGUAUGAAAUACACACAUUUGAGAAAUUAGUAUUGUUUUCUGAAUUCUGUUCUUAGUGCAAGGCACUUUAUAGCAUUUUGAUUGACAAAUAUUGACAUGUAGUUUUCUAUCCUGCAGUUUAUUAUGUGAAGUUGCUUAACAAGGAGUACUUUUUGUACUGUGUUUCCUUCUUACUCAAGCAAAUUGACUCCUUAAAUCAUAUUAGCUUACCUGGGCUUAGACUUCUGUAUGUGAUGAUGUCAAAUUAUUGACUAGAGAAA
Liolophura sinensis is the source of this 9434-nucleotide messenger RNA. Its product is annotated as TPR repeat-containing protein DDB_G0287407-like. The record is from RefSeq and is a predicted model, not a curated record. Lineage: Eukaryota; Metazoa; Mollusca; Polyplacophora; Chitonida; Chitonidae. Bases 141 to 3773 code for a protein of 1210 amino acids. The transcript is spliced from 23 exons. Gene Ontology annotation, molecular function: protein binding. Gene Ontology annotation, cellular component: Cul4-RING E3 ubiquitin ligase complex.